Talaromyces rugulosus is the source of this 1062-nucleotide messenger RNA. RefSeq lists its product as uncharacterized. Gene Ontology annotation, biological process: fructose metabolic process; fructose 1,6-bisphosphate metabolic process; sucrose biosynthetic process. The transcript is spliced from 2 exons. The record is from RefSeq and is a predicted model, not a curated record. Gene Ontology annotation, cellular component: cytoplasm; cytosol. The coding region runs from base 1 to 1062 and encodes 353 amino acids. NCBI's taxonomy places the organism in Eukaryota, Fungi, Ascomycota, Eurotiomycetes, Eurotiales, Trichocomaceae. Gene Ontology annotation, molecular function: fructose 1,6-bisphosphate 1-phosphatase activity.
AUGGCCACCAACGCCCCCUCAGCCGUUGGCCAGGAGAAGAUCAACACCGACAUUGUUACGCUCACGAGAUUCUUGACGGAAGAGCAAACCAACUAUCCAGAGGCCUCUGGUGAUUUCACAUUGUUGUGCCAUGCAUUGCAAUUUUCCUUCAAGUCCAUUGCAUACUACAUCCGCCGUGCCACCCUGAUCAACCUCACAGGUCUCGCCGGGUCGUCCAACACCACCGGCGAUGAUCAGAAGAAACUAGACGUGAUUGGAAACGACAUCUUCAUUUCCGCCAUGAGAGGCUCCGGCAAGGUCCGCCUCCUGGUGUCCGAAGAGGAAGAGGAAGCCAUCAUCUUUGACGAGCACCCUGACGCACGAUACGCCGUGGUCUGCGAUCCCAUUGACGGCUCGUCCAACCUGGACGCCGGUGUCUCUGUCGGCACGAUUUUCGGCAUCUUCCGCCUGCCUGACCAAGUGCUCGGAGCCAACAAGACCGUUUCGGCCAAGGACAUCUUGCGCUCGGGCACGGAACUUGUUGCCUCGGGUUUCACCAUGUACGGCGCCUCUGCCCAGCUGGUCAUCACGAUGCGUGGAGGCUCUGUAAAUGGGUUCACCAUGGAGAACUCGCUCGGUGAGUUCAUCCUGACUCACCCGAAGAUGCAAAUGCCGACCAAGCGCUCCAUCUACUCGGUCAACGAGGGCAACAGCAUGUACUGGGAUGAAUGGGUCAACGACUACUUCAACUCCCUCAAAUUCCCUGGCGAGGGUGGCAAGCCAUACAGCGCUCGAUACAUUGGUAGCAUGGUGGCUGACGCCUACCGUACCCUCCUCUACGGCGGCAUCUUCGCCUACCCGGCCGACAAGAAGAGUCCCAAGGGUAAGCUCCGUAUUUUGUACGAAUGCGCUCCAAUGGCCAUGAUUUUCGAGAAUGCUGGCGGUCUUGCCGUCAACUCCCACGCCGAGCGUCUCUUGUCUGUUGUCCCCGAGCAUAUCCACGACCGCAGCGGUGUUUUCCUUGGCUCCAAAGACGAGGUGCAAAAGGCCAUUGAUAUCUACCACAAACACCAUUCGAAAUAG